This is a messenger RNA of Haliotis rubra (blacklip abalone), 5078 nucleotides long. RefSeq lists its product as uncharacterized. The record is from RefSeq and is a predicted model, not a curated record. The transcript has 7 exons. Bases 127 to 2055 code for a protein of 642 amino acids. Lineage: Eukaryota; Metazoa; Mollusca; Gastropoda; Lepetellida; Haliotidae.
GGUGCUGGAUUUAAGCUGCGAGCUGGAUCGGCCGCCAUUGCCUACUGCCUGCCUUGCUGCCAGCACGGCAGAGAUACGGGGACUUAACAUAUUGGGAUAACUUGCUACCUGGAUGUUGUAGCAGAGAUGCAGUCCCGCAGUUCCAUGGUCGUGGCUCUCUGGCUGGCGGUACUGUGCUGUGACGUCAGUGCUUUCUCCAUCAGGCGUCGCGAGUCGCCCAGCACGGAUCUUUCCGAGGCCUUCCGAGUGUUAGAGCGUCAGCGGCGGCGGAUCCGAGAGGAGGAUUAUCUGGCGGCCUCGCGGUUGCCCGAGCCCCGGGUACAGCUCUCACCCUCAGAUCUAGAAGACUGGGGUCAGGGGGUACCAAGCAGGGAGGAAGAGUGGUUGCAAGAUGCUUAUGGUUUAUCGCCUUAUGAUGAGGACUCGUAUGCAGUGCCCGAACUUGUGGACGAAUCCAAUCAGUCGAAUGAAGGUCCUAUACCUGAGAAAGUUGAAACAUCUCAAGAGGAGUUACAAAGUAUAUUUGGAGACUCGGACAAGGAUGCUGAGGAGGAGGAUUCAGUAGAUGAAGAACAAGACAAUGGAAAAGAAGUUACCGAAACAUCUGAAAGUGAAGUAAAAGGAAACGAAUUAGAUAACCUUACUGAAGACGAGUUCAAAGCGUUAAUGAGCGCAGUAGAAAAAUUACAAAAAAGAGCUUUGAGUAAAAAGGACAUCAAAAACAGUGCAGUUAAAGUCACCACCACAGAUCCGGUCCCUGUAAGUAAAGAGGAGUUGAGUGAAGUGUUUGAUGACUCGGAGGAUGACAAUCAACCUGAUUCUGAUGCUGUCGUACAUGAAGUUUCAGACGUUGCCAUUGGAGAGCCUACUCCAUCCAAGGAAGAAAGGCUUCAGGAGGCAAAUGACCAGGUAGCAAACGAAGAGGUUUUAGGCGAAAAGGAUCCGUUGACUUCUAUAGAGAACUACUGGUUGCUGAAGGAUUACUUUAACGGCGACGAGAAACGAAAGAAGAGAUUUACAAAACGGGCACCUGUAGCCAAACCCCCAAAUUCAGUUCCUCUUGAGGAAACAUACAUGAAGGAGAUCCAGACGCUCCGGGAUGAGAUCCAGCAGUUGAAGAUGGUUUCAGAGCUGGAGGAUUUGGAAAAUGAUGCCUUGACCCAGACACUGAAUGAAGCCACCCUGUCGCAGAUGGAAGGCACAGUGUCAGACAAGGAGUUUGGUUCUCUGGAACAGGCCAUUAAGCUUGAGGAAGCUCUUCAGGAUCUCAAAAACGGCAAGGUUGAUCCUCUGAUCGUGGAGCUGAUUGCUGCUAAUGCCUUAGGGGGAAAUGUAGGGGAGAAGCGUGGAGAACCGGUGUGGAAGAAGAAGAAGAGGAUGGAUGAAGCGGAUCUGGAACAGAGUUACCCAAUGUUUCCUAGUGACAAGAGAGCGGCCAAGAGGAUGUUGAUGUUGCCUAGUAACAAGAGGUCACCCAAGCGUGUGCAGGAGGAGGAGGUGAACCGCUGGUAUGACCGACCAAUCGAAGAGGAGGAGGAGGCGGAGGAAGAACAGCGCUAUCUUGAUGCCCAGGACGCGAUCGAUGCCAUGGUAGGACGGCUGGCAGAGUCGGAACAGAACGACUUCACCGACGAUGACAUUGAGAGUCAAGACAACUACAACAGGAUGGCAAUGGCGCCUUACUACAAGAACACGGACAAGAGAGUAGCAAGCUACCAAGACAGCACCCCGCCCAACUCAGGUGUGUGUCCCUCUGACGAGCUGCUGACCAACUGCAAGUUUGCCGACCUGCAGGGCCUGCCUAUCGACGACGAGGCAAGGGAGCUGUGUAACAGACAUGAGAUGUGUUAUACUUGCGGCGCCACUACCCACGUGAAGCAGGGCGAGUGUGACAGCCUCUACCGGGCCGAUGCUGAAGCCUUAUGUGACGAUGAUGGCGACUGUGUGAUAGAGGCCGAACUAUUCCUCCGGGAACUCAAGUUAAAACACCGUUACAGCACGUAUUACGAACCAGCUUGCGACAAUUCCUGCACAGCGGAAUAUAUUGGUCUCUAGAGGGCUCUGCAGAGUUACCUACCCUGUCUCCCAGAGACGGGAGUGUUUACAACUGAUUGGCCGAAACAAACGUUUGCCCGACCAACCGGUGACGAGAAGCAAUUUGCGGAUAUCAUAGGAUAUGACUGAUUGUUGAAAGGAUCGUAUAAAACUGACAGGCUUGAGAAGGUGACGAAGGACAAAGAAUUUAACCCAUCAGCAAGAUUGGACGUCCCGCCGUGUGGUGGCAAUAGACGGAGUGAUAUGAAUAUAUUAGCCGUAGUUUUGUAACACACGGUGGGUUCAAAACCAUUUUACAUCACGACAACCAGAAAUCACUCAUUGGUGUGUUCGUUUAAUCAUUAGGUGUCUUUCUAAAGCAAAGUGUAGAAGGUCCUGGUUUGUGUUCAAAUUGAGUUUGGUGGUAGACUGUUUGGUGCUAGCUACAGCGUUGGGUUAACGAUAGAAUACUUAAAGAUAUAUUUAUUUUAACAGAGAUGAUUUUGCAAGCUAAACGUUUUCAUUAUAAUGUUGAUAGACAAUUCUCACAUUAGAUGUCGUUUCGUAGUCUUGUUUAUACUGGUUUCUGAUGUCGUACAUAUUUGAAAUAAUUACGUUUAUUAUAUACGUGUCAGGUAUUUGUCGUAACAUGGGUUUCAAGUACGUAACAAGCUUUCAGUUACAUUGUCACAGUUACUCUGCAUUUAAUUAUCAAGAACAUGAUUUCCAUACGCUUGGGCUUACAGUUAUGUUCAUAUAGACAAUCAAUUGCAUGUCUUGUCAGUAUCUAUUUUAAGGUCGAGAAUAAUUAUUUAUCGUAUGGCGUUGUUGUACUUAACUGUAAAAUGCUGAGAUUGUUUUGACAUUUGCAACUUAAAUCUAAUCGCGCCAUGAACUCCUUUGUAAAAUUAAUUCCAAGGCUAUUGAAAUGUUACAUAUUUGGCCCGAAAGCACCAUUGGGAAAUUAGACAAAAUUAGAACGUGGUCAUUUCAUAAUUUAGACUUAAUUCACUCGCAAGUCACACGGACAUUAGGUUAAUCAGAUGCGCUGACUAUGUAAUACAUUAAUGUAAAACACAUGCACAAUGCGGCAAUGGUUACCUUCAACCAGAAUGGUGUUCUGAAUAGUUCACAUACAUGAUACUUCUGUUUUCAAAACACUGCAAGGAAAAAACAAUGUACAGCUGUUUACAGACAGGGUGUUUCUGUCAUCUACACCCACCAGUGAAGCACAAUGUACAGUUGUUUACAGGCAGGGUGUUUCUGUCAUCUACACCCACCAUGGAAACCCAAUGUACAGGUGUUUACAGGCAUGGUACCUCUGCCAUCUAAACACAUGGAAACCCAAUGUACAGCUGUUUACAGGCAGGGUGUUUCUGUCAUCUAAACACAGGGAAACCCACUGUACAGCUGUUUACAGGCAGGGUACCUCUGGCAUCUAAACACAAGGAAACUCAAUGUACAGCUGUUUACAGGCAGGGUACCCCUGGCAUCUAAACACAAGGAAACCCAUUGUACAGCUGUUUGCAGGCAGCGUAGCUCUGGCAUCUAAACACAAGGAAACUCAAUGUACAGCUGUUUACAGGCAGGGUACCUCUGUCAUCUAAACCCAUCAAGGAACCGAACGUACAUCUGUUUACAGGCAGGGUAUGUCUGUUAUCUAAACACAAGGAAACCCAAUGUACAGCUGUUUACAGACAGGUUAUUUCUCUCAUCUAAACCCACCAAGGAAACUUCAAUGUACAUCUGUUUACAGGCAGGGUACCUCUGUCAUCUAAACACAGGGAAACCCACUGUACAGUUGUUUACAGGCAGGGUACCUCUGGCAUCUAAACACAAGGAAACUCAAUGUACAGCUGUUUACAGGCAGGGUACCCCUGGCAUCUAAACACAAGGAAACCCAAUGUACAGCUGUUUACAGGCAGGGUGUCUCUGUCAUCUAAACCCACCAAGUAACCCAACGUACAUCUGUUUACAGGCAGGGUACGUCUGUUAUCUAAACACAAGGAAACUCAAUGUACAUCUGUUUACAGGCAGGGUAGCUCUGGCAUCUAAACACAAGGAAACUCAAUGUACAGCUGUUUACAGGCAGGGUACCUCUGUCAUCUAAACCCACCAAGUAACCCAACGUACAUCUGUUUACAGGCAGGGUACGUCUGUUAUCUAAACACAAGGAAACCCAAUGUACAGCUGUUUACAGGCAGGUUAUUUCUGUCAUCUAAACCCACCAAGGAAACCCAAUGUACAGCUGUUUACAGGCAGGUUAUUUCUGUCAUCUAAACACAAGGAAACCCACGGUACAACUGUUUACAGGCCGAGUGUCUCUGUCCUCCAAACACACACACGAAGCACAGUAUACAGGUGGUUACAUAUAUCCUGUAUCUUUCAUCUAAACACACCCAGAGAUUUCUCGAAACUCCGAUCAAUCAUUCCUGAUAUUGACACCCGAAAUCUCAUAGUACAGAUGUUUCUUGAAAAAAACUCAUCUACAUAGCUAUGUCCACUACAUUUUGAGGAAUGCAUCGACAAAUAUCAUGGACGAUAUUGGUGACACUUUGACCUAUCUGGUCUUCACUGGAACUUGUUAAUCCGUGGUGCCAUACCGGAAUCUGAUCCUGAUUAUUCUGAAUAUUGGAACCAGUGUGCAAUCCGAAUUCCGUAUAUAAACCCACCGAAACUGUAAGUUAAGUUAUAAAAAAAUAUUGUUUCUGGAAAGAACAAUAGCUAAUUCCAAGAAAACUUUCUGAUAUGUGUCAGGUACUUGCACCAUCAAUGGUGGCGCCAAGUACGUAAAGGUGUUCACAUUUACUGUUAUGAUGGGGUUUUCCGUUAUGUUUUGUUUAAGGAAUUGAUAUAUCUGUGUAGACGGGGAGUAGUUACCGUAUCGCUUUUACCAUUGUCCAGCUGUGGCCUAUACUUCAACCCAAACGCUCCUGGUAUUCUUCAAUGUUGAUUGUUGAUCUUGUUUCUUUCUGCAAAGUUUGCUGUCUAUCAAUCAAAUAACAUCUGUAAAUUAUUGUUGAAAAUAAAUGACUGUGAUAAAC